UACGGAAGUGAGUGGUAUACAGAGAGAGGAAGGAAGAGGUUGUUCCGUGUCCAUUUCUUGAAAGAAAUUGAGGAUCGGAUUCAUCGUGCACAGUCGAUCCUUUAAAAUAUUUUUUUUAGCCAGGAAAACAAUACAAACCCUGACACAAUGUCUAAGAAUACCGUGUCUGAUCGCUUCAGGAAGGUAGAUGUAGACGAGUACGACGAGAAUAAGUUUGUUGACGAGGAGGAUGGUGGAGAGAACCAACUCGGUCCAGAUGAGGCAGAAGUUGACUCCUUGAUAAGACAAGGGAAUGUAAUGGAGGCCCUGCAGGCUGUUCUAAAAAAUCCACCAAUCAACACGAAGAACCAGAAUGUCAAGGACCGGGCUGAACUCCUAGUACUGAAAGUCCUCAGUGCUUUCAAGAGUAGUGACAUUGAGAAGGCAGUGCAGUCGCUGGACAAGAACGGUGUGGACCUCCUCAUGAAGUACAUCUACAAGGGGUUUGAGAGGCCCUCUGAAAACAGCAGUGCCGUCCUGCUGCAGUGGCAUGAAAAGGCCUUAUCUGCUGGUGGAGUGGGGUCCAUCGUACGAGUACUAACUGCCAGGAAAACCGUGUAAGGAGCCCUGUGCCUGGGCAUAAACGGAUGGUACAUAUACGCCAAUCAUUUGUUCACAGGGUGCAGUGGAGGACUCGCUCCUCUCUGCCCUUCCUUUUUUUUUUGUCUCUGCUCGCUUCAAAGCCCCUCCCCCCUCCCCCCUCCCUCUGCUGUCACACACCAUGGGUUCCCUGUUCCUCCUGAAGCCGGACACUGUACCGUACAACGCAAAGAGUGGACUCUGUGGUGAGGAUCUGUCCACAAAAGGGUUUUUUUUAUUUUUAUAUUUCCUUUCUAGAUUUUAAAAAGCAGCCAGUAUGUCGUCUCGUCUGGAUUACUGGCAGGAAGCCUCCUUUUUGUUGGCUUUGCCGUUCUCAGGAAUGUCUUGAUCUUUAAUUUCCUUUGACAGAACAGUACGGUUGCUCCUUUGUUCUUGUUGAGCAGAUUGGCCGUUUCGUAGGGAUUAUUCUGAUUCUCUGUAAAUCCCAGGAAGUGGCCGACGCCAUCGUGCCACAGGAUGCUGUGGGAUUUGCGGGGGGGGGGGGGUCCUGCAUGCUGUAGUCUAGACUUAAUAACCCCUCCCUGUUGCCCAUGAAGCUCAUCACCAGUCUUACAGAUCUCAUCGCCUCGUUACAUCAUUUCACAACCGAGGGCAUUAGCGUGCUACAUUCAUUAAAAGGGAUUCUUCCUCUCAGAACCGAUGAAGCAUUCGACAUUGAGGUUUUACGUGAGCUUUUAUUUGUCUAAACAUAAAAACUAAAUCAUAAUUCAUGUGUUAAUGUUCCUGCCAUGCUGUAGCUAUGUUGGUGUCAUAGAUCUGGCUUCCAGUCACAUUCCCUAAGUGCACCUGUCAUUUCCAGCUCAGCUGGCACUGUGUUUAUUUUCUCCUCUGUAUUGUCUUGAUGGUUCUGAUGGGAGAGCAAAUCUCUCUUUCCCCUUCCCACGUGCUUUCCACUUUUUUAGCAUUCCUAAUUUACCUGAUGAACAUAAUCGAUCGUGUGUAUUUAAAAUGGAAAAACAUCAAAAGGAAAAAAAAACUGUUGACAUUUUAAAUGUUUUCCUGUAACCUGCAUCUGUCUUGCUUGUUUAGAGGUUUUGUUGCCGAACUAUGAAAUCAUUUGUCAUCGAUCGCUUUUCUGUUCAAAGCUAGAACUGCGGCACUUGUGCUCAUACCUAGAACAGACAUUGGCAGUAAAAUCAUUUUAGAGUCAAUGGAGGUGAUAUUAAAGGUGAACAGAGGAUGAGAUACAGAUAUAAAGGUUUACUUGGCAAAACCAAGCCAGGUUUCCUUGAGAAAUUGAAUAAACCAACAAAUAAAGCAUAUUAAAAGCAAAUGCAGUCAGUUGAAUAAUGAAUAUAGUUAAUUGUGAACAGGAAUUGUAUCUUCAUGGGCAUUGUGCAUUGUGUUAAGAUUCUGUACCUUCAGACGGCUUUCCACAUUAAAACGACCCUUUCCCAUUCUUUUCACUCCUGCAAAGUGCUCAGUACUCGCUUAUGCAUCUGCAGUUUUUCACUGAUUGGCCAAGAAUAUUUGUACCUACAGAACAUAAGUUUGUGCUUGCUUUGCAUAUUCACCCCAUGUUGCCCUGUGCUUGUUUUGAAAAGACUGAAACUUUAGGCUGAAACUGUUGAAACACUUUAAACUAUCGCUUCAACGGAUAUUUACAGGCCUACAACGGUAAAGCUUGAGCGGAUGUUUUCCUAAUGGAAUUUUAUUUCAUAUUUAAGAUGUUUAGAGACAAGGUACAAGCCAUUUUGCACUUCCUGUUCAAAAUGUGCUGAAGCUUUGGUGUCUAACAUAGCUGGAUGUGUAUUUACAAUAACUGAAUGAGACGAGACGCAAGCCUUCAUUAUAUGUACACAGGAAACAUGGCGCCUGUUUCUAGAUACUGAUUGCAUAUAAUAGCAUAAUACAAAGAACAUCACCUGCAGAGUCAAAUGAAAGCGGGUCUUUCUGGUAUUUCAACUAAUGAGGUAUAAAUUUGUCCUGCUGUGUAUUACGUUUGCGGUAAAUGUUGGAUACAUGUUUGUGACUGGUGACAUGUUUGAGGAACCUGAUUGGCUGUUCUAGGUAUGAGUAUAAUCAAACCGUUUUAUUUUGUAUGCCUGAAACUGAGGUAUCUCUAAAUCGCAUACUGAAUAUUCAUACACAGGACAUUUGAAAAUCUAAAGAAUCGAAAUUUAAUGUCUGCCGUUUGAUCCGUUCAUAUAAAGUAUCAUGUUUCACUGUUUAUUUGUAAUGGAAGCAUUUAGCCAGUAUUCUAUUAUUCCCCAUGCAUUAGACAGAUUUGCUGAACAUUUUAAAUUCCUGCACAAGUUUUUGGACCAAAUAACUCCAGUAAGUCUUGAUGCUGGAUGGUUGUCAAUGUUGUUUAUAUAAGUAGCUUCCUGAUACAAACCAGUGCAAAAAGGAUCAUUUUACAGCUCCUUAAUGAUUGAAAGAAUGAAAACUUAGGAUUUAGUAUAACUGCAGUGCUCUUUGUUUUCAACUUAACAGACAUUUUUAAAAAUGCUUUCAAUUCUGGCACAUUAAAAAAAAAAUUAAAAUUAUUAUUAUUUGUGUAAUUAUCUAAAAAAAAAACACAAAUCAGUUAUUAAAAGUUAAGGACAAACUGCAUUGCCAUUUUAUUCAAUCAUGGAGUAAAAGUACUUUCAGGCUGCAUAAUUCAUCUGAUACUUUCUAUGUCAGAGCAUUUGUGGUUUCUUAAAGUUCUUUUUCUAUGCACCUAGAGCUACAGUAUAGUGUACUUAAUGUAACAGUACUUUGUAUGGCUCCAAGCUGUGCUGUAGGAUAUGUACCUCAGAUGUCCUGUACCAUAUUGUAUGAACCACAAUUUUUAUGAUAAUUGUGAAAUAAUGCAUUUUAUUUCACUUCUCUUGAAUUGUACAAGUUAAAUUGUUGAUUUGAUGCAGUAAUUUUUAUUGCUCUUGUGAACAAGUGCAAAAAAUAACAACCAAACUGGUGUACAAACUGCCUUAUCAAAUAUUCCUUUUUAUGUUUGUGCUUUUGUGAUACAAUAAAAUAUAUAUAGAUGCAAA
Messenger RNA from Anguilla rostrata (American eel), 3617 nucleotides. It is a transcript of the gene arpc5b, whose product is annotated as actin related protein 2/3 complex, subunit 5B. The transcript has 4 exons. Gene Ontology annotation, molecular function: actin filament binding. Gene Ontology annotation, cellular component: cytoplasm; Arp2/3 protein complex; actin cytoskeleton. NCBI's taxonomy places the organism in Eukaryota, Metazoa, Chordata, Actinopteri, Anguilliformes, Anguillidae. The coding region runs from base 148 to 600 and encodes 150 amino acids. The record is from RefSeq and is a predicted model, not a curated record. Gene Ontology annotation, biological process: cell migration; Arp2/3 complex-mediated actin nucleation; regulation of actin filament polymerization.